AGAAAUAAGUUAAAAAUACAAAACUGAAUAUCCGAAGGUUUCAAAAAAAAUGGGUGCCUGCAAAGCAUCCAUUCUCAAUCUUCUCUCCUCGACUCCAAACCCUUCUAAUCCUAAAACCCUCCAGAGAGCAAAUCCUAAUGGGGCCUUAAAAGAUUUCUCUUCUAUUUCGUCAAAGAGGCGUUUGCUGCUCUUCUCUCUUCCCAUUUCUUCCACUCUUCUUAUCCUUCCCAUUAUAAAUCAACCCGGCUCUUGCUCUGCUCUUCCCAACUUCGACCCAGUGAGCCCAGCUGAGAGAGAUGCCAGCGAUGCCCUUUCUGAACGAGUCUCUAACGCCAUUGAAUUGCUUGAGAAGGGUAAAGAGUUGCAGGCUCAGGGAGACUUCAAUCAUGCUUUGGAAUAUUUUUCUCAGGUGGUCAAAGAGUACAAAGAUUUUGCAUUCUCAGACUAUGCAAGAGUGGGAAGAGCAUUGGCCUUGUAUGAGGUUGGCGAUAGAGAAGAAGCAAUUGCAGAGAUGGAAGAUGUUUCUAUAUCUCUAAAAGGAUAUCCAGAAGUUCAUGCCGCUUUAGCUGCAGCCUUGUAUGUGGACAAGCAUGCUCCUUUGCUGGCUGAAAACCAGUUUGCGAUUGCCACUCUGCUUGAUCCUCACUAUACAGAUCUCUCUUAUGUAAGAGAAACAAAGCAUUGGCCGCCAAGUCUGGUCAGUUCCUUGCAACUUUUCAUCACCCUUUCCUAGGGAUUCUCUGUAUAUCAUAUUAGAAUACAUGUUCUAUACCAAACAGGUUCCUCUCAACCAAUGCUAAAUGAUGAACCUCUGUUCUUCAUUUCUGGCACUUUUUUGUCAUGUGUGUCAACCAGUUAAGUGUUACCUUGCACAAAUCAUAAUUAUAACAUUUAAAGAUAUUUGUAAAAUAUAAUGGCAGUUGUGGAAUAUAUGAUUCAUUCUUGCUGUUUG
Molecule: messenger RNA, 952 nt
Organism: Telopea speciosissima
Lineage: Eukaryota; Viridiplantae; Streptophyta; Magnoliopsida; Proteales; Proteaceae
Exons: 3
Coding region: 50-733 (227 amino acids)
Molecular function (GO): protein binding
Source: RefSeq, a predicted model, not a curated record